UUACGAACUACUGCAGUUACAUUGAACUAUUAACUAUACUUUGCAGAAAAUACUUUGUGCUACAUAACUUUUGAGCAACAUAUCUUUUAUCAUAUGGUAAUGGCUUCAAAUGUGUACUUACAUUUAAAAUGAUACAAAGCUCUGUAUCCCACCGUUCCUUUUGCGAGGGAGACUUUCUUUUAACCAGUACACCUUUACAUGUAGCUGAUGCGAUAGUCAGUGAUAAUGUAUGGAAAAUGCUCUAACAACCGAGGUGUUCAUCACAAAGGAAUUCGCUGUGAUGAAAAAUGUUCCUGGUUCCUGUAUUGCUGUUUUGCCAGAAGUAAGACUUGCUGGGAUGAAGUCGUUUUUGCUUCUUGGGUAUAACGGGUAGAACCAUAAAUAGUUGCUUGCCAUCUGACACUGAAUCACUUGUCCAACAGGUUAAACACCUCUUCGUGUGUAGAGUAGUUAAUGGCUAAACGAGCUUUGUGGCGGGAGGAGGAAGAAUUUAGUGUGGAACAAGGGAUUGAAGUAGGAGUAAUGAAAUUAAGAAUAUCAGGAAAAACCUUCAUGAAGGUGGCUGUAACGAAAAACAGUAAGGAACACAGACUAAAAGGAAACAAAGUGUCCUGUGCGUCCUCCAGCAGCGAUAGCGGCAGCAGCAGCAGCAGCUGUAGUAGCAGUAGCAUCAACAGCCCUGACAGAGCGUGCGGUGCAGAAACCAGCCUAAACCCGAUAAUUGCGGGAUCCAGUCCUGUCUCCUCUCAGUCCUUCCAUGAGCAGUCUGCACUAAGCCAAGGUCCUUACUUCUACAUCAACCAGAUCCUGAAGGAGGCACACUUUCACAGCUUACAGAGCCGGGGACGCCUUCCUACAUGAUGAACCAGCAGUUCCCUGCCUUCUGUGAAGGGACAGCACUGUGUAGAUUUGUUAUUUCAACUUAAAAGUUUGUUAAAAUGGAAUUGCACAAAACGCCUGUUGCCUUUUCAGUCUAUAUUUGAAAUAACAGGUUAACAGGAAAUUGUUUACUUGUGGUUUGCUGCACUAUUGCAAUGCAAAAGGGGCUUUGAAGCAAUUUUUAUAGGAUUCUUUUUGGGGUGGUUAUAAAGUACAUGUCAUGAGGAGACUGAGGAAUCCACAUCUGUGUUAUAGGAUUGCAAAAUGUCCAAUUCCAAUUGACUGCCUAAUCUGUUUGUUAGCAAUUUGUUGCUUUAUGUAAAGUUCUCUCAAAUGUUCAUCUUCAGUUUUAUAAGUCUUUUUUAAUUUCAAUAAACUAGUAAAAAAUUUAUUUGGCAACAUAAUUUUUUUGAGCAUUUAGAGUCAGUAAGACAGUAAGAAUAGGUGUUGUCAUAAUCACUUAGGACUGCCUCAGCUGCACACUUUCCACCCAGCUUGGUGUGCGAUGAGCCUUAUCUC
This is a messenger RNA of Gavia stellata (red-throated loon), 1398 nucleotides long. It is a transcript of the gene VCF1, whose product is annotated as VCP nuclear cofactor family member 1. The transcript has 3 exons. The coding region runs from base 454 to 861 and encodes 135 amino acids. Lineage: Eukaryota; Metazoa; Chordata; Aves; Gaviiformes; Gaviidae. The record is from RefSeq and is a predicted model, not a curated record.